Molecule: messenger RNA, 1256 nt
Organism: Aphanomyces astaci
Lineage: Eukaryota; Oomycota; Saprolegniomycetes; Saprolegniales; Verrucalvaceae
Exons: 2
Coding region: 759-1127 (122 amino acids)
Source: RefSeq, a predicted model, not a curated record
CGUCGUCGACCUCAGCGCCUCGUUGACCACCCACUUUGAAUGCACGUUCCAACCACUCACAAUUUCCUGGAUCCGGCCGAUUGUGGACCAGGGCAAUAUGUACCACGCCACUGAACGUGGCCAGAACCUCUCAAUACUAAUCAAAGAAUUGGAACCUACCGCAAGGCGGCCGAUCGGUUCAAACGUGCAUAACUACCCGCAGCGUGCUUUGGCCGCGCUCUUUUCGUUGUACUGGAGGCGCUUUUGGUUGGUCGGGUUGCUUCGAUUGGUGAACGUUGUAUGACACAGGGCUGGCGUGCUUAAAGAGGUCGUGGGGGUGGUCCAAGCGUUCCAGUUUGACACGUCCUACGCCAUAGCAUGGAUGGCCGGGUCGCUACUGGCCAUAAUGUGUUUGGCGUGGCCCACAUGACGUUCCAAAAACAACUUGCUCGGUCAAGAGUUGUCGGGGAGAUAUCGCUGCAUGAUGUUUUGGAAGGCUAUAGCCCUCGGCGCCACCUCUACUGUAAACAGACGAAAACCGCGGCGGAGAUUGCCAACUUGAUACGCAAUCAACGCCUUCAGCAUUAUCACGUGUACCAGCAAUUUGCACUAAAUAUGGAUCGCUCCUUCGCGAAUCAGGGCUGUGUUGUUCUUAUUCUACGGUUCAUGGGCCUGUCGACCUUUGUUUCGUUGGGCGCGAUGGCCGCCUUCUUCCUUGUGAAUGCCGUACUGGCCAUGUUGCUUUAGGGACAAGAGAGCAACCUGUACGCCCUUGUCGAAUGAAAGCUAUUAUCGAGCUGUUUGCUACCAUUCAAGUGGUCAAGUUCAACGACAAGUUUGUAGCCAAAAAUUACUGUCGCCCGAAACGACGAAGUGGCUGUGAUGGAUCGGUUCUUAGGGCUCGAAGUGGUCGUAAUGUCCGUCAUGAACUGCACGCCCCUGCUGGUCACCAUGGCUGUCUUUGCUGCGUUUACGCUGUGGAUGCACCAACAAAAAUUGACAGCAACGAACAUGUUUUCUGCGCUGGCGUUGUCCAAAGCCGUCCAAGAGACACUUAUCACGUUGCCGAUUGCUCUUAUGGUCAAGGCAGACAGUCGCGUCCACGACACGGAUCAAUAUGUAUCAUGCUUGAAAUGACCGAUUUCUAACCCGGAUCUUGUGGCGAGUACCGUCGCAUUAGACCCCACAACCAAGACCUGGCCUCGCGACAGAGCCUCCCCUUUACGGACACGUGUGGCAAUCUCAUCAUAUAUAUUUAACAAAGACCCCCCUAUAUC